Molecule: messenger RNA, 7260 nt
Organism: Salvelinus sp. IW2-2015
Lineage: Eukaryota; Metazoa; Chordata; Actinopteri; Salmoniformes; Salmonidae
Source: RefSeq, a predicted model, not a curated record
GCUUUACAGUGGAGUGAGUGGGAGAGCGAGAACGAGAGAUAAAGCUCUUAAAUUGAAUUGAGAGCGAGAGAGGGGCAGGGCGGAGAAUUGAGAGGAGCAAGCUCACUGCCAACCGUGGUAGCGCAAUAUGGAGUAAUCGCGUCCGCUCGACAACGACGGGAGUAGUUUACAAAGAAAAACCCGCUUUGGAUCGACAUUACAUUAGCAAGGAAUAAGAUAACAAUUUCAAUUAUGAGAUUACGGCAUUGCAUAUAGACAAUUGACUUGAAGAGACUAAAAUAGACGUUGUAAUUUCUAUUUAUUAUAGAAAAAUGGCGAACGAGUCUCCAGCUAAAAGUCUAGUGGACAUAGACCUUGCCUCUUUGCGGGACCCAGCUGGUAUUUUCGAACUGGUGGAAGUGGUCGGCAAUGGUACCUAUGGACAAGUAUACAAGGGCCGACAUGUCAAGACAGGACAACUGGCGGCCAUCAAGGUCAUGGACGUCACAGAGGAUGAAGAGGAAGAGAUUAAACUGGAGAUUAAUAUGCUGAAGAAGUACUCCCACCACAGAAACAUAGCCACCUACUACGGAGCCUUCAUCAAGAAGAGCCCCCCAGGACACGACGACCAGCUAUGGGUAACUGGUGUGGAGUUCUGUGGUGCAGGCUCCAUCACAGACCUUCUGAAGAACACCAAGGGCAACACACUGAAGGAGGACUGGAUCGCCUACAUCUCUCGUGAGAUCCUCAGGGGGUUGGCUCACCUGCACGCCCACCAUGUGAUCCACCGUGACAUCAAGGGCCAGAACGUGCUGCUAACUGAGAACGCAGAGGUCAAACUAGUGGACUUCGGUGUGAGCGCCCAGCUGGACCGGACAGUGGGUAGGAGGAACACCUUCAUUGGUACGCCCUAUUGGAUGGCGCCCGAGGUCAUCGCCUGCGACGAGAACCCAGACGCCACCUAUGACUACAGAAGUGACUUGUGGUCCACUGGAAUCACAGCUAUAGAGAUGGCUGAGGGAGCUCCUCCGCUGUGCGAUAUGCAUCCAAUGAGAGCUCUCUUCCUCAUCCCCAGAAACCCUCCUCCUCGACUCAAGUCAAAGAAAUGGUCUAAGAAGUUUUGCAGCUUCAUCGAGGGCUCCCUGGUGAAGAACUACACUCAGCGCCCCCCCACCGACCAGCUGCUGAAACACCCCUUCAUCAGAGACCAGCCCAAUGAAAGGCAGGUCCGCAUCCAGCUCAAAGACCACAUCGACCGCACCAAGAAGAAGAGGGGGGAGAAGGAUGAGACCGAGUAUGAGUACAGCGGGAGUGAGGAAGAGGAGGAGGAAGCUCAGGAGCAGGAGGGGGAGCCCAGCUCCAUAGUGAACCAACCAGGGGAGUCAACCCUGCGUAGGGAUUUCAUCCGUCUGCAGCAAGAGAACAAGGAGCGCUCAGAGGCCCUGCGCAGACAGCAGCUCUUGCAGGAGCAGCAGCUCCGGGAGCAGGAGGAGUACAAGCGCCAACUACUGGCAGAGAGGCAGAAACGCAUCGAGCAGCAGAAGGAGCAGAGGAGGAGGCUGGAGGAGCAACAACGUCGUGAGCGGGAGAUGAGGAGGCAGCAGGAGCGCGAGCAGCGUCGCCGGGAGCAGGAUGACAAGAGGCGCAUGGAAGAGGUUGAACGCCGGCGUAAAGAGGAGGAGGAGCGCAGGAGGGCUGAGGAGGAGAAAAGGAGGGCUGACCGGGAGCAGGAGUACAUCCGUCGCCAGCUGGAGGAGGAGCAGAGGCACCUGGAGAUCCUGCAGCAGCAGCUGCUCCAUGAACAGGCCAUGCUACUGGUGAGACCGAACUGUGCUGAUGAGAGGUACCGUAAGAACAUCCAAGGUUCUCCUCAGGCCGCCCAGGUUAAGGUUCAGCCGCCGGUUCCUCCCCGCGCCGCCGAGACCAUCGCCAAUGGAAACGCCCCCAUUGCUGUCCAGCCUGCCAUGCAAAGGCCCAUGGAACCCCAGGUUCCUGUGAGGACAACGUCCAGGUCUCCAGUACUGUCACGCAGGGACUCUCCUCUCCAUGGCAACCUCAAUGCCACGCCUAACAACCCGGCGGGCCAGAGGAACGCCUGCAGUGCUGCAGCGGAGCCGCGUCUGCUGUGGGAGCGGGUGGAGAAACUGGUUCCCAGGCCAACGAGUGGCAGUGGUAGUACUUGCAGCUCCUCCGGCUCCAGUAACUCCAGCUCCCAGCCCAGCUCUCACAGUGGCUCAGGGGAGAGGUUCAGAGCCCGCUCCUCAUCAAAGUCUGAGGGUUCUCCCCUCCAGCAUCCAGAGCAUACUGGGAAAAAACCUGAGGAGAGGAAGGAGUCGGUCAGAACUAACCGACUGGCGGACCUGACCGUGCUGGCCAAAGAGCUGCGUGUGGUGGAGGACGUGCAACGCCCCCACAAGGUGACGGACUACUCCUCAUCUAGUGAGGAGUCGGGGACCACGGAUGAGGAUGAGGAUGAUGAAGAGGUGGACCAGGAGGGAGGAGAGGAGUCUACCUCAGGACCAGAGGACUCUCACGCUGUCUCCUCCAGACUAAGCAACGGAGAGAUGGAAUCGGUGAAGACCUUGAUCGUUCACGACGAGGGCGAGAGUGACUCUAAAAUCACGCCCUGUAAAGAUGACACUCUGAUCGUCAGACCGAGUACAGGUGACAACAAAAAGCGACCUGCCCCCAGCCCUGGUCAUGGCCCUGUCCCUGGGUUUAACACCAGCCCUGGGCUGAUUCACCCUGCCCUCCAGGGCCUUCCAGGCCUCCAAGGCCACCCUGGUCUCCAAGGCCACCAGGAGAAAAAUGGCUUUGUGGGCCGCAUUCACCUCCUGCCUGACCUGAUCCAGCAGAGCCACCACUCCCCCUCCUCCUCUGCCUCCUCCUCUCCCUCCUCCUCCAGCAUGGCGAGCCCCACCAUGUCCAUGUCCCCCCAGAGCCCCCUGGACAAGCUCAGCAUACUCCUGGAGAGUCAUUCUGUCAGCAACACAAUGCAGAAACACAAGUCCUCCUCCUCCUUCACUCCUUUUAUCGAUCCACGCCUCCUCCAGGUCUCUACAUCCGGCGCCGCUCUCAACAACCUGGCUUUUGGGAACGAUGCCAGGCUGGCGGAGGCACUGAGGGCGGACCCGUCACGUAAAGGCUCCGUGGUCAAUGUGAACCCUGUCAACACACGGCCGCAGAGCGACACCCCAGAGAUCCGCAAGUACAAGAAGAGGUUCAACUCUGAGAUCCUGUGUGCUGCGCUCUGGGGAGUGAACCUGCUGGUGGGGACAGAGAGUGGCCUGAUGCUGCUGGAUCGUAGCGGUCAGGGGAAGGUGUAUCCCCUCAUCAGCCGACGCCGCUUCCAACAAAUGGAUGUCCUAGAGGGACUCAACGUCCUGGUUACUAUAUCAGGCAAGAAGAACAAGUUGCGUGUGUACUAUCUGUCCUGGUUGAGGAACAAGAUCCUGCACAACGACCCUGAGGUGGAGAAGAAGCAGGGCUGGGUCACUGUGGGAGACCUGGAGGGUGCUGUUCACUACAAAGUUGUGAAAUACGAGAGGAUCAAGUUUUUGGUUUUGGCCCUGAAGAACUCGGUGGAGGUCUAUGCAUGGGCACCGAAGCCCUACCACAAGUUCAUGGCUUUCAAGUCGUUUGGUGACCUGGUGCACAAGCCCCUGCUGGUUGACCUGACGGUGGAGGAGGGUCAGAGGUUAAAGGUAAUCUAUGGCUCCAGUAACGGAUUUCAUGCCGUCGACGUGGACUCGGGGGCAGUCUACGACAUCUACCUGCCCACCCAUAUCCAGACCAGUAUCCAGUCCCAUGCCAUCAUCAUCCUGCCCAACACAGAUGGCAUUGAGCUGCUGGUGUGUUACGAGGACGAGGGUGUCUAUGUCAACACCUACGGACGCAUCACCAAGGAUGUGGUGCUGCAGUGGGGCGAGAUGCCCACUUCUGUGGCCUAUAUCCGUUCUAACCAGAUAAUGGCGGGGGGAAAAGCCAUAGAGAUCAGAUCUGUGGAGACUGGACCUGACGGAGUCUUCAUGCACAGAAGAGCCCAGAGACUCAAGUUCCUGUGUGAGAGGAACGACAAGGUGUUCUUUGCCUCGGUGCGAUCCGGAGGAGCCAGCCAGGUGUACUUUAUGACCCUGGGGCGCACCUCUCUGCUCAGCUGGUAGAGAGACUACACCCCCUCUACACUGGAAACCAACCAACCACGUUUUACCCGACGUUCAGCGAUGCCAACGGACAAAAGCCAACCACCUCCGACAUAGACCUUCGACCCGGAGCAUCGUGCUAUAUUGAGGAUACACAACAUCCAGAUGACGUCGCCCCAGCCGUGAAUACCAGAUAUGAGAAUUGUAAAAAAUGAAGUUAAUUGAUUAUAAAUCAAAUAAAAAAUGUGAAGAAAGGGGGUGAACAAUUUGCCCCACUUUGGUGCUCAACAGAUUGUGGACACACGUCUUUGCGGGGCCGUUGCCCUGAAGGUGUGUGUGUGUGUGUGUGUGUGUGUUGUUGGUGUGUGUGUGUGUCGUUCCUAGUUCCUGACUGUGGUAUGGGCUUAAAGUCUACUACUAACUGUGCAUCUUCUGCUCGUAUUUCAGGAGCCCCCCUCCCCUCCACCCCUUCCUUUCCUUAGCGAAGGAGGGGCAGGGGGCGGAGCAUACAGUGUUAAUGCUACGGUAGUGUAUGUCAAUGUCUUUCUGUUUGGUCCAAUGAUUGCUGACUGCAGGGGGGGGGGGCAGGUGUUGAAGCUGUCAGUCAGGGAGGAGGCGGGAAUAAAGAAGCUGAGCAAGGGAGCCAAUUGGUUCUAGGCUCAGUGCUGUCAUGACACAGUGUGUGGGAAGGGCCUAUGCAUUUUACCGUAAAUCUGUUAUCUGAGAGGACUCAGCUGGAGUGUGUUGAUAGUUAGGACAGCUACCGUAUUUUAAUGGGCAAGUUCAUGGAAAAGGAUUUGAACCAGAUGGACUUUGAAAUAGUGUUUUUUAUUUUAUUAUGAUUCCCUAAAAAAAAGUAACUAUUUGGAGUUAAUAUUUAUUUGACCUUGGUUUUAAAAAUCACAAUGCACAUAGCCUCCAGUCUUCUUUGCUUUUAUUCCAACCCACAACACAUUCAAAUGCUUUAGGAGUCAGAGAGUGGGUGGGUAAAACAUUUAAAUAGUAUCUAUGUAUAAUAAAUAUUAAUUUAAUAUCAUUCAUAGUUUCAAUGAUCAUGUUAGUGGAAUCCUCAGUCCAACAUGACGAUGUGAUCCGGCUUGGACCAUCAGAGUCCAGGAUGGAGGACAUGGUCCUGAUGUGAAUAGACAGAUAUAAUAAAAGAGAGUGGAGGAGAAGGUUCAGGUCAUAUACAGUUUGUGUGUGGUAGUAAAGGGGCCAAUAGAUGAGAGAGGAGGGGUGUCAAUGUAAGUUUUUGUAGCAGAAAGGUUACACAUGGUCAGCAAAACUCAAUGGACUCAUAGUCGGUGGAUGGAAAAAACGGUGGUGUUUUAUUGUUGUUUUUCAUUAAUAUCUUUUUAUGAAUGCAAUGCACUAAGUGUCAAGAAUGUAGAAAGAAAUAUACUGUGUGGUGGUCAAAGMCAUGAGAAUUUUAUUUGUGUUCCUUGUCACAAGUGAUCAAUUUCAAGUUGACACAAGUGAAUAUUAAACAAUGGAGGCUCUAAGGAAGAUGUCAGUUUUUGGGGCAAUUCUGAAUAGUUUCUGAGACUAGGUUGUGACUCCUUUCACAAACUCAAUGUUUUAAAGUGAAUCGGGGCUUGAGCGUUAACAGCUCUGAGUUGAGAAGGUGCUAGGCCACAGUAGUUUCCUGUGGGGCCGGUAUGCUCACAGUAGCUUAAUCAACCUGAUGCGCUAACAGGGCUUAGACCUCAGUGUUUAACUGUAAACAACAUUGCCAGGCUCAAUAAAGAAGUCUUGAGCUCUACUUCUUGUCCUUCUCGUGUGAUGUGUCAGCUUGUUAAUGGAAGGCAAAACAAAACAACUGUUUCAAAUCAGAGGAGAGCAGACUGGUCAUCAGAAGCCAGAGCAUGGGUGACAUCUGUGAUUCUACAGCUCUUUGAAGGUGUUCACCACAGAAACCCACUUUGGGAAGAAUCUUUUUUGUUGUUGUUCACUGUUAAAGGGUAUAGUCUGUACAUCUGAAGACUAUUCAAUACACUGCAAUYUUCCCUGCCACGGCUCUCUCACGACAGGGUAUCUGACCUGCCUAAAACAUGGUGACAAACAACAUGAAUAAUAUAAUUUUCCUGAGGAGGAUUACCCUACUUUUCRCAAGGAACACAACUGUGUUUUAAUGGUGAUGAUGGAUCAAAGCUAUUUCACCUAAGGGGACAGAUUCUCUACCCUAACUGUGUUUCAGACUCCAUGGUGGGUCAAUCACUCUCUGAGUUGGGUCUUUCUCCUACUAACAGUCAUGCCAUUCAUUGUGUGUAGAGSUGUGGGAAAGGCACUGCAAAUUAUACAUCACAGAAUUUUUUUCACAAGCCAACCUUUUUUAUAUAUGGAAAAAGAAACCAGUUUGAAAAGCGAACCCCAAUGCUGUACGUGUGUGUGUUGAAUAGCCCCCCCCCCAGCGCUGUCCCACUAUGUCUUUCUGGUUACAUCAAGGCCUUCAUGAGUGGCGUAAGUGAGUUUAUUAAGUUUAUGGUUAUUGAUAUUCUAUUAAUGGAAAAACGGACAACAAUUUCUUCGCAAUCUGAAAAGCAUUCGCUUGCUGAUUUMAUGUUUUAUAAAAGUGCCAAGAUGGCAACAUUAAAAGUGUAAAAGGAAUGACGAAACCACAAUGUUGAUAAAUAUACUUUUUUAAGAUCUCACUUGAAGCAUUAKGUUUUAGACUUAGUUAAGAAGCUUAACAAUAGUUUAUGUACUCUGCAGUGGUUGACUAUUAUAACACUCAUGUUAGGUUGAGAAAAUGGCAAUGUUUACAGAGGCAAUGUUUUGUUACACUAAUGUGUAUCAUAAUAUUUGUUUUUUUAGCUUGUUUUAUAUUGAACAUGAUUUUCGUCAAUAAUCCUAAAUUAUGCCUUUUUUAUUUUUUUUCAAACAACUCAAAACACAAUAAACAAUACACAUGCAACAUUUGAUUCUCCAGAUGAUCCCAUAACAUCGUUCCCAGAGUUGUGGGGACAUUGUAGUGACAAAGUCCGUUCCUUGCAGGCUUGGAUGUAAGUCAGGCUUGGGUGUUUUUCUCCAGUGUUUCUGCCAUGCUACUCUAACUUAUGUGCUCUCUGUGUAUGACAGGAAGUCUUGUAUUUUCCUGAAGGURUUUUCUCUUUGAAUAAACUCUAAAGUAAUAUAAAGA